GUGUGAAACAGCUGUAGAUUCAAUCAGUGUAUAGAACAGGUACAAGACGACACAUCAAUCGGUAGGUUCUUUCUGUCCAAGAAACGUUCCAUCCAUCGACAUCUAUUUUCUUUUUUUUUUUCGCAUUUUAUGGCGAACCACUUAUCGCGGUGCGUUAUCAGUGACAGAGAAAAGUGAAACUGAAAUGAAAGAUCAUGGUGAACAGCGCAGCAAAAUACUAAGGUGGUACAUUCGUGGCAACUGUUAGAUGAAGAAAUUGGUGAAUCACGUGCUUAAACGUUCUCACGUGAGUACCAGUCAGGUGAUUGUAAACUGUGUCCUCGCACGUCAAACUGUUUGCUAUACUUACUAAUUGUCACUCGAAGAUCCGUUAAUUGCCGGCUCAUUUCGUCGACGUUGAAUGGAAAGGGGGUAUGCGUUCAAUUAAUGAGACGAUGCAGUUCGCAUAGUGAGAAGACACGCUGAUGGAGUACGACGGAGAGUCGGUUGAAGCUCAAAAUCAAAGUUCUUCCUUCGUCGUGGUCUACCAUUCAAAUCGAGUCAGCGAAGUACAUCGUGUUUUCAGGAUUCCAAGUUAAAAUGUGCUGAAAUUGUUUGGUUCAGGUCAAAGAAAGACUGACUGAGGUGAAGAAAAUUUUAAUGACAUGACUGGAUUCAGUUUCGAAAAGUUAUUGAAGAACAGAAUUCCUGUUCUGAAUUGGCUACCCCUGUACAGAACAAAGGAUGCAUUGGGUGAUCUGGUUGCGGGUUUCACGGUGGGCCUGACCCUGAUACCACAGGCGAUCGCGUACGCUGGAUUGGCUGGUCUGACCCCGCAAUAUGGUCUUUACAGCGCGUUUGUUGGAAGUUUCGUUUACAUAAUUUUUGGUACCUGUCGAGAAGUUAAUAUUGGCCCAACUGCGUUGAUCUCUUUGUUAACAUACACGUACGCGAGAGGUAUUCCCGAGUACGCUAUCCUCCUGUGUUUCUUGUCAGGAAGCGUUACGAUAGUUCUCGGAAUCCUUCGACUGGGAUUUCUGGUGGAGUUUGUUUCCAUACCUGUCGUAUCGGGAUUCACGUCAGCCGCCAGUCUAAUUAUCGCCUGCAGUCAAAUCAAGAGUUUAUUAGGCUUGAAGAUACACGGGGAAAGUUUCAUCGAGAUUUGGCGGGAAUUGGUUAGCAACAUCCACCGGACCAGAAUCCCUGACCUGAUCUUGUCUUGCUGCUGCAUUCUAAUUCUAUUAACCUUGAAGAUACUCAAAGAUGCCAAGGUCUCGAAUAAAAUUUUAAGCAAACUGAUCUGGUUCCUUGGAACUGGUAGAAACGCCCUCGUCGUAAUUUUAUGCGCCGUGGUAUCGUACGUCUUCGAAAGUCGCGGUGGAGCACCUUUCAUUCUUACAGGUCACGUUGAGGCCGGACUACCCUCCGUUACUCCACCACCUUUCUCGAUAAACGUUGGAAAUCAAACCGUAACUUUCCUCGACAUGUGCAAAAAUUUAGGUACCGGUAUUAUAAUCGUUCCUUUGAUCUCGAUCAUUGGGAAUGUUGCCAUCGCGAAGGCGUUUUCACGAGGAAAGUCGCUCGAUGCUACUCAGGAGAUGUUAACUUUGGGUCUGUGCAACGUUGUUGGAUCAUUUUUCCAUUCCAUGCCGGUCACUGGUUCGUUUUCCAGAAGCGCCGUGAACGAUGCUUCCGGCGUAAGGACGCCCUUGGGCGGUAUCUACACAGGUAUUCUAGUCAUUCUUGCUCUGAGCUUAUUCACACCGUACUUCUAUUACAUUCCAAGAGCGACCUUAAGUUCCGUGAUAGUUUGUGCGGUGAUAUUCAUGGUCGAGGUGAAAAUGAUACGACCUAUUUGGAAAUGCAGCAAACGAGAUCUGAUCCCGACAUUUACAACAUUCUUCGCAUGUUUAUUCGCCGGUGUUGAAUUGGGAAUUUUAAUAGGAGUAGCAAUUGAUCUGGCAAUAUUAAUUUAUUUCAACGCCAGGCCGACAAUAUAUAUCGAAUACAGAAAUACUCCUACGUUAAAUUACAUCCUCGUGCGUCCCAGCGCCGGGUUGCUGUUCCCAGCGGUGGAUUACCUGAGGAUAUACCUGUUAGAGAACUUAGCUAAUGAUCAUCAUAAAUUACUGAAAAACUUCAAGAACACGAAAAUCGUCGUACUAGAUUGCAAGCACAUCGAUAAAAUUGAUUUCACUGCGGCGCAUGGAUUAAAUAUGGUAGUGAGAGACUUUAAGGAACAGAAUCAUUUCUUGAUAAUGCUACGACCGUCCAAGGAAAUCGUACAAAGUAUCCAAUCGCUCUCCAAAGAAACGAUCGAUGUGGUCAAUACCGAUGCCGAGCUCGUAGCUAUUUUGAAAGAAUUGAGUACGACCAAAGUAGCUAAAGAAAUUGGUGCAGAAGUAAUAGAUAUGUCGAAUGGGAUAACUAUCAGUGCCACGAGAUGUGAACUAACGAGUACGAAGCUUUGAAACGAACUCUAAAUUUAAGGCAUGAAAAUUAAAUAGAGAUACCGAUAAUUGAAUCUUCAACAAAAUAUUUGGAAUUUCUACAGACUCCUCUUUUUUUGUUCCUUUUUUGUUUUUUUAAUAUAUAUAUAUAUAUAUAAUAUAAUAUUGAAAUUGAAUUGUGAGACUAUCAACGAUAUCGUAUAAAAUCGUAAUGAACAUUAACGUAUGUUUAUGAUGUAUAUAUGAACCGUAAGAUAAUUCGCAAGUUUUUUUUUUUUUAACUUUUUAUAAAGAUAUACGAAUCGACCAGCAAUGAUAUAAUUCAUCAGAAAUUACUUUAUUUUAUCUAUUUCAAAGAGAUUCUAUUGACACGUGCAUUUCAUAAUACAGAUGAAAGAAUAAUACUGUGGUUAUAAAUGCAUAUCAGAAUAUGUCGAGGGAUUAUAAUAUAUUUAUAUAUAUAUAUAUAACAUCUACCAAAUAUGGCAAGUUUACGUUUUAUUUUGUAAAAACUUGUAAGUCCUCGAAAAAUAAACUAUAUGAUAUUUCUUAACAAUAUAA
This is a messenger RNA of Bombus terrestris (buff-tailed bumblebee), 2990 nucleotides long. Its product is annotated as sodium-independent sulfate anion transporter. NCBI's taxonomy places the organism in Eukaryota, Metazoa, Arthropoda, Insecta, Hymenoptera, Apidae. Gene Ontology annotation, biological process: transmembrane transport. Gene Ontology annotation, cellular component: membrane. The record is from RefSeq and is a predicted model, not a curated record. The transcript has 9 exons. Bases 645 to 2450 code for a protein of 601 amino acids. Gene Ontology annotation, molecular function: sulfate transmembrane transporter activity.